This is a messenger RNA of Anneissia japonica, 3651 nucleotides long. Its product is annotated as traB domain-containing protein-like. The transcript has 8 exons. NCBI's taxonomy places the organism in Eukaryota, Metazoa, Echinodermata, Crinoidea, Comatulida, Comatulidae. The record is from RefSeq and is a predicted model, not a curated record. Bases 176 to 1609 code for a protein of 477 amino acids.
CUGUGAUCAGUGACGUGUGACUGUUAAAUCUAAAAAUAAAAUUAUUGCAAUCGAAUGAAUGUGUUUGGCGUAGAUGUUUCACAGCUGUUAGGCACAUUUUGUACUGAUUUCUUUUUGGUACUGUGUUGUUGAGGUUUUUAGUUGAAUUCUGCUGUUUUUGGCUGACUAUUUUGUGAUGUCAUCAGAUGUAAUAGGACUUCAGGAGGAAGUCACAGUCAGUACUGGGGGUGCUUUUGCCACUUCUGGCUUGGAAAAUGGAUUCAGUGAAAAACUUGACAUGAGCGAUGGAGAAGGGGGAAGUAAACAAGCCUGUUAUGAAAUGAACAGUGAUAAAGAUAGUCAGUGUGACAGCAUCAGUGAAGAUGGAAGCUACACAUUAACAGCAGAUAACAAACCCACCGAGGACAGCGUCUUAGAGCAGGGGACAUACCGGAAAAUCAGUCAACCCACCAUUCCUAUCGAUGUAGUGGAUGCAGGCGGUGAUGAUGUUCAAGGGAUGUGUGAUGAUAGCGACAGUGAAAUUGGGAGUUACCAUGUCAAUGAGAACACAGAUGAGGAGGAUGGUGUCCAAAUAUCUGAUGCAAGUGAUGCCGAGUAUGAUAUGAGUAGUGGGGAGGAGAGUGAUAUAGAAGACAAUAUGGAUGAUGUUGAACUUUUACGACUGAAAUACCUCAAAAGACAACAGAACCCUGUUCUUCCAAAGACUGUGACUGUAUUGGAAACUGAAGAGGGCGCUAAAGUGUAUCUGAUAGGAACAGCUCAUUUUAGCAUGGAGAGUCAGGAUGAUGUUGCCAAGACUAUAGAAGCAGUUCAACCGGAUUUAGUUAUGGUGGAGCUGUGCAAGAGUCGGCUUAGCAUCAUGCAAUUAGAUGAAGAAACAUUGCUGGAAGAGGCCAAGAAUAUUAAUAUGGAUAAAUUAAGAUUAUCAAUACGACAGAGUGGUCUUGUAAGUGGGGUUAUGCAGGUGCUUCUAUUGAGUCUGUCUGCACACCUGACAAAGGAGCUUGGAAUGGCACCUGGUGGAGAAUUCCGCAGAGCUUUCAGAGAGGCCCAGCGAGUUCCUGGAUGUAAAAUAAGCCUUGGAGACAGACCGAUACAGAUCACCUUGAACAGAGCCAUGGCUGAGCUGUCGGUAUGGCAAAAGAUGAGGCUAGCUUGGUAUAUGAUAACCUCUAAAGAUCCCAUUACGAAAGAAGAUGUUGAAAAAUGUAAACAAAAGGAUCUUUUGGAGGAAAUGCUGGAAGAGAUGACUGGUGAAUUUCCUGCUCUUAGUCGCGUUUUUGUGACGGAACGUGACAUGUUCUUGGCAAACUCCCUGCAAAUGUGCACGCAACCUCUGUACUCGGAACAUAAGAAUGCGUUUGUUGCACCUGUUGUCGUAGGUGUUGUUGGCAUAGGGCAUACACCUGGUAUAGUAGAAAACUGGAAUAAGCCACCAAGUACUAAUCAACUUCAGGAGAUAAUGAAGGUUCCAGGGCGAUCGUUAUUGGGUCAUGUGUUACGCUUGUCAAUUCGUGCCUCUGUGUUAGGGACAAUCAUGUUUGGGUUUUACCGCUGCUAUCGAUGGUGCGGUGGACCACAUAUAACAUCCUUCAUACCAUUAUGGUAAUUUUUUAUACACCAAUGUGUUAAGCAUUUCAUACCAAUAUUGUAAGCAUUUAUACCAAUAUGGCAAACCUCUCUCUCGUGCACUGUACUAACACUCAUUCCUAUUGAUGUACAGUAGAACCUCGUUUUUACGUACCUCAGUUAAUCAAACCCUAAGUUUUAAUUACACUUUGUACGGAUGAUGACGUAAGAAACAAAAAAAUAUUAAAAAACAGACAGCCCUUUCAGGCAAUCAUGCAAGAAGAGAUUUGUUAUUUUAUUUCAAUACAGUAACAAUAAACAAACCAUCGUAUAUCAUGUAGGCCUAGGUAACAUUCUCAGUUCAUAACAUAUGUUUAUUGAGUGUUGCAUACAUACUAGGUCAAAGGGCACCACAAAUUUAACCCAAACCUUGAUUUAAUGAAUCCUUGUGUUUACGUACGUAAAAAUGAAGUUCUGUGUAAUUGCCUGAUUUGUGUUGAUGUAGUAAGCCCUUCAUAUACCAAUGUGAAAAUAAUUCAUAUUACACCAAUGAAAACCAAAAGUACACUCCUUUUAUACCAUAGUGGUUACGCAAAAUAAAUGUAAAAUUUGACAGAACACAGGCAAAAUUCUCUUAUGAAGAAAGCACUAAUAAUAAUAAUAAGUAAUAGAAUUUCAGGAAUCAUUUUAUAAAUUUUAUAAAAUUGAUAUUGGUUUCCUGCACAGGUUAGCACACUGUAAUUAAAAUAACAUAUUUACUUUUAAUGUGUAUAUAACAUUUUGAAUUAAGUUAAAUAAUGGAUUUUAGGAAGUAAAUAAUAUUAUAUAAAAUUUGGGAAUGAAGAUUUCCUGUUAAUAAGAUGGGCAAUAGUAGGGUAGUGUGUAUUUAGAAGACGAGAUAUGGUGCUCACAUUUGCACAAAUGUCUUAGUUCUGAAGAAGAAUAAACUGUUGAUGUUUGUUUUGUUUCACUGUAUAGUAACUUACUUUACAAAAGGGAGUAUGUAUGUGAUAGUUGUCAGGAAUAUAAACCAUUUUUUAAAAAUUUAUCUUGACAAAACUUUGAGGCUCUUAUGCUAUGAUCUAAUAAGAAAUUAGCAUACAGUACUCCUAUUCCAUAUACACAUGCCUGGGGUGGCACCAGUAUAGGCAACUGGGCCCCCGUUGGGGAGAAAAACAAUAUACAGUUCGCACUACAUUCAAGACCACCUUUGGGACCUGCAAAUUUGAGGUGGUCUCAGGGUAGGGCUACCUUUAUGUUAAAAGGUUGAAAAUUGUUAUUUGGGUCUUUGGAAAAGGGGUCUUGAUUUGGAGGGUGCACUGUAUAUGUAUUUUCUAUAUAUUUGAAAGUUCGACCACGGCCACUGCUCUCGUUGGGGACCUCGGUGCCACCCCUGACACAUGCAUUAGAAUACCUGGUAUGUGGUGGUGUUGUUACUGUAGUUGUUUAUAAAUUCUUUACAUUUUUAUAAGAUUGUAUACAUUCAUAAUAUAUUUAAUUUCAUCCAUUGUUUGGUAUUUAAAUUAAAAUAGGGCAAACAUCAAUUUCUAAUUGUUGUUUUCUUUAGUUGUUGAAGUGUUUAUACAGUUCAUCCUCCAAAUUGAGACCACUUUGGGAACUAAAAAUUUAGGGUGGUCUAGGGGUUCGGUCUCCAAUUUUUGUCUUGAAUUUGAGGAUUCUCAGGGUUAGAGGGGUCUCAAAUUUGAGGGUGUACAGUACUGUAUUAUGCAUCAUCUACCGAGUGAUCCUUUGCAAUGCCUUGUUAUACCGUUGGUAAAAGAGUGACAAAAGAGAGUGGUAGGCCUGGUGUGGCCCUUAACUCUGUUUUACAUUGGUUUACAGAGCAUUCCAUCCAAGCAUUAAUAAAAUGUUUAUGCUAAUUUUGACACAUAUUUCUUUUCCAAUUUAUAUCUAUGACCCCUAGUACUUGAAAUCUCACAUCUUUGAAAAAAUGAGAUAUGCAAGUAGGGGUUGUAUUCUAAUAUCUUAAUUGUCCAUUUGUAAACAAAUUUCAUUUCACUGUAUAAACAUCAGAUUUAUCUAUUAGUAUUUGACUGUUUGGUUCACAAACUAGACAAAAAA